Molecule: messenger RNA, 213 nt
Organism: Blastomyces gilchristii SLH14081
Lineage: Eukaryota; Fungi; Ascomycota; Eurotiomycetes; Onygenales; Ajellomycetaceae
Exons: 1
Coding region: 1-213 (70 amino acids)
Source: RefSeq, a predicted model, not a curated record
AUGACAGCGGCAGAGAUUGGGGUGAUUGUAUUUAAAGACGAGCGAGAAGAAGUGGGAGAGCGAGAGGCUGGAUGGAUCCAGGAGGUCAGCGAUUUCUUAAAAGUCAACGGGAUCUGCAGAGUUGCCCAGCGGGAACAAGCAGCAUUGAUUGACAUGAAGCACGAACUGGAGAGCGAGGAGGAUCUUCCAAUCGGCUGGACGAGGAAAAAGUGA